Molecule: messenger RNA, 828 nt
Organism: Trichophyton rubrum CBS 118892
Lineage: Eukaryota; Fungi; Ascomycota; Eurotiomycetes; Onygenales; Arthrodermataceae
Exons: 1
Coding region: 1-828 (275 amino acids)
Cellular component (GO): membrane
Source: RefSeq, a predicted model, not a curated record
AUGGAUGUCAGUCUCCCUCCGCAAGCGGCGGUGUACCUCCUGCUGGUAUCCCUGCCAAUCCUGGUCCUAUGUGAGGUCAAUUCAAUAUACAUAGGCCACCUUCUGGCCAAACCAGUCUCUUCCCUCGCCUUUCUCUCGGGAGCCUUCCACUUAACCCUCAACGCACCCUCUCCCUACCGCAAUUACAUCACUUGGGGCCUCUUCUUCUCUCUCAUCGGAGAUUUCCUCUUAAUACCCUCCCGAAGCGAGUACAGCAUACACACAAAGCCCAAAAACCCAAACCAACCCAAGGCUGAGAAGGAAGUUUCUAUAUCGGCGUCAUUCCAGGCUGGAAUCGGUGCUUUCGCUGCAGCUCACGUAGCGUAUAUCCUUGCCUUUCUGGAAGAUACGCAAAGCAUAUCGUGGUCUGUGUUCGCGAGUGUGGCGAUGGCCUCGUUACUUGCUGCGAGAUGGCUGGGGGUAUUAUACCCGAGGCCAGGAAGUGAGCUGGAGGCAAACGCCUCGCUGAUGAGGUCAAAUGUGUUGCGUCUGUCUGUGCCGGAUGAUAUGCGGCAUCUGGUGUGCUUGUAUACGUUAAUCAUUAGCUGUAUGGUUGCUUCUGCUGUUUCGACGGUACCGGUGCUGCGACUUCCGACUAGCAUGUCGAUGCAGAAUCAAAGAAGUUUGGGGGCAGUGAUGUUUGUGAUUAGUGAUUUAUUUGUUGCAAAGGAUGUGUUUAGCAAGAAAUCGGGUGAUAAGGGAGGGUAUUUCUGGCUCCAGGCUUCUGUUGGGUGGGGGCUUUAUUUCUGGGGGCAGAUGGUUCUGGCUGGUACCGUGAAUGGUGCAUAG